AAAUGAAUCUCCAACUCAAGAGUGAGUGACAGACUUCCGAGUCGAAACGUGGAGUGAAGAGUAGACAAUGUGGCGCCGGAGCUUUAGCACGACGCCUGGUCAAUUGACUAAGAAGAAAUGGGACGCGUUAGUGAUCGGCGGCGGCCACAACGGUUUGGUAGCUGCAGCUUACCUAGCGCGCGGCGGUCUCUCCGUCGCAGUUCUCGAGCGACGCCACGUCAUCGGCGGGGCGGCAGUGACGGAGGAGAUCGUCCCCGGCUUCAAAUUCUCGCGUUGCAGUUACGUCCAGGGGCUAAUCCGUCCAUGCAUCAUCAGUGAUUUGGAGUUAGGCAGACACGGGCUGAAGCUUCUGAAGAGGAGUCCUGCGUCGUUUACGCCUUGUUUGGAUGGGCGUUAUCUUCUUCUAGGCCCAGAUCAGGCGCUUAAUCACUCUGAGAUUUCCAAGUUCUCGAGAAGUGAUGCUGAAGCUUACCCAAGAUACGAGAAGCAGCUAGAGAGGUUUGGUAGAUUCAUGGAUACUCUCUUGGAUGCAGCUCCUCCAGAGUCUCUGCAAGGUGACUCUUCUUUUAAUGAUAAGCUGAGCAAUAAGUUGCACAAAUCUGCUUUCUGGGCUCGGUGUCUUCGGCAAGCAGCUUCUUUGGGGCAAAAGGAUAUGGUGGACUUCAUGGAUCUUCUGUUGGCCCCAGCUUCAAAAGUAUUGAACAACUGGUUUGAGUCUGAUGUCCUGAAGGCGACUCUUGCAACCGAUGCUGUGAUUGGGUCUACGGCCAGUGUUCACACUCCUGGAAGUGGAUAUGUCUUGCUACAUCAUGUGAUGGGAGAAUCAGAUGGAGAGCAUGGCAUUUGGUCUUACGUCGAAGGUGGGAUGGGCUCUGUCUCCAUGGCUAUAGCCAAUGCUGCAAAGGAAGCUGGCGCUCAAAUUUUCACAAACGCAGAGGUUUCUGAAGUAUUGACUGAGGAUUCUAGCAGCGUGAAAGGGGUUUUGCUUGCUGAUGGUACACGGGUGGAAUCAUCGGUUAUAUUGUCCAAUGCAACCCCUUACAGAACUUUUGUGGAGCUGGUUCCGUCCAAUGUUCUUCCUGAAAAGUUCGUCAGUGCUAUAAAGAACUCAGAUUACAGCUCAGCAACUACCAAAAUAAACAUGGCUGUUGACAAGUUACCACAGUUCCAAUGCUGUAACACUAAUCAUUCGGGACCAGGACCAGAGCAUUUCGGCACUAUACACAUUGGUGCAGAGACCAUGGACGAGGUUCACAUAGCAUGUCAUGAUGCUGAAAACGGCUUACCAUCAAGAAGACCAGUGAUCGAAAUGACUAUUCCAUCCACACUAGACAAUACUUAUUCUCUUUUUUCUGGUGUGUCUAGUAAUAAGAAUGCAUUUUAGCUCUGAAUGUGGUUUUGUGUUAUAGGGAAACAUGUAAUCAACUUGUUCAUCCAAUACACUCCUUACAAGCCAUCAGAUGGAACCUGGGAAGAUCCUGUGUAUCGAGAAGCAUUUGCACAAAGAUGUUUCAAAUUGAUUGAUGAAUAUGCACCUGGGUUUAGCUCAUCCGUCAUUAGCUACGAUAUGCUGACUCCUCCCGAUCUCGAAAGGGAAAUUGGUCUAACAGGUGGAAACAUCUUUCACGGUGCCAUGGGAUUAGACUCUCUCUUCUUGAUGCGGCCGGUGAAAGGAUGGUCGAACUACAAAAGCCCUUUGAAAGGACUCUACUUGUGCGGAAGCGGAGCUCACCCUGGAGGCGGAGUUAUGGGCGCACCAGGAAGAAACGCAGCUCUUGUUGUUCUUCAAGACUUGAAAUGAAUCUAGAGACGUCAAUGUUAACUGUAUCUGUUUAGGAGGACUCUUUGACUUCAACUUAAAACUUCUGUUGCCUUUAGAUACUUCGCUGUCUCUCUUGGUCAGGACAGAUGUGUUACUAUCCAAUAAGAAGCCUCCACGUGUAUCUUUACCUAAAAA
Molecule: messenger RNA, 1957 nt
Organism: Brassica napus (rape)
Lineage: Eukaryota; Viridiplantae; Streptophyta; Magnoliopsida; Brassicales; Brassicaceae
Product: pyridine nucleotide-disulfide oxidoreductase domain-containing protein 2
Exons: 15
Coding region: 68-1384 (438 amino acids)
Molecular function (GO): oxidoreductase activity
Source: RefSeq, a predicted model, not a curated record